This is a messenger RNA of Anarrhichthys ocellatus (wolf-eel), 1935 nucleotides long. RefSeq names its product transmembrane protein 106C. The transcript has 8 exons. Bases 179 to 1003 code for a protein of 274 amino acids. The record is from RefSeq and is a predicted model, not a curated record. Lineage: Eukaryota; Metazoa; Chordata; Actinopteri; Perciformes; Anarhichadidae.
GAAGCAGAAGACGGAUGUAUGUGAUGUACAUAUCAUGAACGCAGGUAUGACGGAGGGCACACAGUACGCCAGUGUAAACCCAACUUUGGGAUGGAUACGUUGAGCUGUUUGGUCUAAAAUACCGCCCUGGUACUCGGUUGGAAACUGGCUUGACCGUCCGCGCGUUGAGCCCUCUGCCAUGGGGACACUGUGGUCUCGCAGCGGCAGCAGCCUGUCGCUCCUCCCGGAGAGGCAGCGCUCCGAGCGGCAAGAGGAGGAUUCGGACAACGCCUCUCUGGACGGGCUCGUCCGACCGGAGGACAUAGCUCAGUUCCCCUACGUGGAGUUCACCGGUAGGGACAGCAUAACGUGUCCAACGUGCCAAGGCACCGGACGGAUACCCUCAGAUCAAGUGAAUGAACUGGUCGCAUUGAUCCCGUACAGCGACCAAAGGCUGCGGCCCCAAAGAACGAAGCUGUACGUGGUCCUGUCGGUGGUGUUGUGCCUCCUUGCGUCCUCGCUCGUGGCCUUCUUCCUCUUCCCUCGCUCCGUGGUUGUGGUGGACGAUGGGAUACACUCGGUGACCGUGCUCCUCAACCCCUCUGGCAUGAACGUCCUCAUGAACAUGACGAGCACUCUGAACCUCAGCAACCCAAACUUCUUCUCGGUGCUGGUGCAGAGCGUGAGCUGCCAGGUCCUUUACAUGAAGACGGUGAUCGGAACACAGCAGCUAGACAGUGUCACCACCAUCCUGCCGCUCGGUUACAGUCAGGUGAACUACACCGUCAGCGUGGAGAUCGGUAGCAGCGCACCCUACGUCUACGCUUUCUGCUCCAUGCCCAGCAUUAAGGUCCACAACAUUGUCGUAUAUAUGCAAACCACGGUGAAAACCUCGUACAUGGUGCGAACGUCCCAGAACAGCCUGGAGGCCUACCGCUACAUAGACUGCGGCUCCAACACCACGCGCUACCGGGCGGCCAGGCAGCACCGCUCGCCGCCAGCGCCGCCGCCUCUCCUGCUGUGAGUGGACGGAUCACUUCUCCGUCACCAGCGGGCAAAAUACCAAAUGGUGCUUUCUGUUGAGCUCACUCCGACACAGGGAACCUAAAUGUUAACUUGUGCCAUUGAAUGAUGAAGUUUUAAACUACACAUUGGUUUUCAGCGGACAUCCCAGAAUGCAACAGAUAUAGGGGUUUGUCGUGGUUGUUGUUAGGCUUAUAUUUUUCUUGCCACUUGUUUUAGGUGCAUUACUGGGGCUGAUUGUCUGAACUCACCAUGUCUACAAUACCAGUUUAGUUAACGGCUCAUUGAGCUGUUUUAGACCUGCUGAAUGUUCCACUGGGGAGAAUUUGUCCCGAGUCAUUGCAAACGUAUUGCAACAGUCUCAGACAGUCCUGCUGCCUUUUCUUUAAAAAAUGCGAAGACUGCUGAUAUUUUUUUUUUUUUUUUUUUUUUUCUGUUUUUGGAUGCGAUGCAAAGAAGGGAUAAUUUAAUGGCCGAUUAAAAAAAAAAAAAAAAAAUUUUUUUUUUUUUUUUGGCACCUAAAAACUCGGGACACAUUCUUAAACCUAUUGCUUUUACGGUGUUAUUUAACAACGACAUUCAACUUAUCCCGGAUGUUUUUAAAUGCUAUUAAAAGUGCUUUCACAGCAGGUCUAAGCACACUGCUUUUAGAUUUGGGGUGUACGCCCAUAUUCGUGUCAUAGAGGGGGAAACUGCUCCAGGAAGUACGUUUAUUACACAUCUUGGUGGUGGAUUUAACAUCACAAAGUAUUCUGCUACAGUGGCUGUGUCAUAACAGUGUCAAAGCAAUUGUGAUUACAUUUUUUUUAAAGGGACGGUUAUUUGUAAAUUUGUGACUGAGAAUUUUUACCAGGGUUUUUAAAAGAAUACAGUUUAUAUUGUCAUGCAAUUAAAGGGACCGUGUGAAUAAAUAAAACUAAUGAUGAACUCCAA